Molecule: messenger RNA, 2208 nt
Organism: Aphis gossypii (cotton aphid)
Lineage: Eukaryota; Metazoa; Arthropoda; Insecta; Hemiptera; Aphididae
Product: octopamine receptor beta-1R-like
Exons: 4
Coding region: 651-2120 (489 amino acids)
Biological process (GO): adenylate cyclase-activating adrenergic receptor signaling pathway
Cellular component (GO): membrane
Molecular function (GO): adrenergic receptor activity; octopamine receptor activity
Source: RefSeq, a predicted model, not a curated record
UGGCGCGUGUGAUCGUCGUGCGUUGCCCAAGAGUCGUACACUGCAUUCGUAUGUGCGUGUACAUAAUAUUAUAUAUAUAUGUAGGCAUAAGAUAUCGUUCACACAUACGACAAAUAUAAUAUAAAUAUAUUAUAGCCGUCGAGAGGCGAUGCAGUGGUAACGGCGUCGCGAAAAAAAAAAAACACCAAGCUCGACAAUUCAAAAAUCCGUUUUUACGUCACCAUAUAAUAUAUAACAGUUAAAAAAAAAGUUUUUGAAAAGUCACUCUUAAAGCGCGUAUCGCGGUCGCCGUCUUAACAGGUACAUAGUAUCUGGUACCUGCGCGUAAUAACGUCGUCGAGAUCGUCGUAUCGUAAUAUCAUUAUAUUAUAUGCGGUCACAGGAAGGAUUUAUUCCCGUACCUACACAUUGAUAUAGUCGUUCGUAACGCGUUUAUUUACACUCGCCGGUUCUGCGAUCGAGCUGAUUUUUAAUCUACGAUCGUCGACAUGCCGCCAGGGGCACACUGUCGGGGCGGCAGUGGCGGUGACGUCAGCCGUCCGCGCGGCGGCCAGAACGGAAACGAUCGGACGACGUAGAAAAGAAGAAGUGCUUUACGAGAGCGACGGCCAAAAGGAGCAGGAGAAGGAACGGCAAAGGCCUUAGCGACGAUGUUCGCGGCGGCCACGGCGGCGGCGGCAGCGGCCACGGGCGCGGUAAACGGGACGGCCGAGGCGACCACAGCGGCGAUGGCCGCGACCACCAUCGCCGCGGCGUCGACCACGGCCUCGGCGGCGACCACGGCCUCGGGCGCUCUGGCCACGGCGGUGGCCGGGACGGGCGCGACCGCCAUUUCGGGCGGCGCCGUGGACGCGCUGCUGGACGAGCUGGCCGACCAGGCGCGGUUCUGCGGUUACGUGGCCAAGUGCGCGGCCAUGUGCUUCAUAGUGGUGGCCGCGCUGUUCGGCAACCUGUUGGUCAUGGUGAGCGUGAUGCGGCACCGCAAGCUGCGGGUGAUCACCAACUACUUCGUCGUGUCGCUGGCCCUGGCCGACAUGCUGGUGGCCAUAUUCGCCAUGUGCUUCAACGCCAGCUUCGAGCUGACCGGCCGCUGGAUGUUCGGCCGGUUCAUGUGCGACGUGUGGAACUCGAUGGACGUGUACUUCUCCACCGUGUCCAUACUGCACCUGUGCUGCAUCAGCGUGGACAGGUACUACGCCAUCGUCCAGCCGCUCGACUAUCCGCUGAUCAUGACCAAGGCCCGGACGGUGGUCAUGCUGGCCUCGGUGUGGGUGUCGCCCGUGCUCAUAUCGUUCGCGCCGAUAUUCGCCGGCUGGUACACGACGGCCGCGCACGACCACGAACGGCUCCGUCACCCGGACGUGUGCGCGUUCGUCGUCAACAAGCAGUACGCCGUCGUGUCGUCCAGCGUGUCGUUCUGGGUGCCGGGCGUCAUCAUGCUGUUCACGUACUACCGCAUCUACCAGGAGGCCGACCGACAGGAGCGCAUGCUCUACAGGAGCAAAGUGGCCGCGGCACUACUAAACAAGCACCUACAGAUCAACGGCAUAAGCGCACUCGGGGCGCUGUCGAAUUCAGAUGCUGUGAAGGACGUCGAUGUGGAAACGGAUCCGGAUUCGGGAGCUUUCCGACCAGCGGCCUCGAGUAACAAAAUGAAACGGGAACGGAAAGCGGCCCGUACCUUGGGCAUCAUUAUGUCCGCAUUCUUGGCAUGUUGGCUACCUUUUUUUACAUGGUACAUGAUGAGCUCGCUGCUGGAAGCCGGCCCGUGGAUGCCUCGGUGGGUGACGGUGCUCGUGUUCUGGGUGGGCUACUUCAACUCGGCCCUCAACCCGCUCAUCUACGCGUACUUCAACCGGGAGUUCCGGGUGGCGUUCCAGAAGACGCUGCAGAGCUGCUGGCCCAGGUCGCCGCCGUGGUGUCCGCCUUGCCUGCGCCGCCGGUACGAGCAAUCGCGCAACGACACGGCCACGCCGACCGCGGCUUUCGGCCAGCAGAACAUGUACAACUACAGCAACGCUUCCGAAGUGCAUUACAUGAACCCGGCUACCAUAGGUCUGCUCCAGAACAACGGCGGCAGUGGCGGAAACGGAUGUCGUAUCGAACAGAACGUCCUGUAGAAAGACACGCAAAAAAUAAAAACAACGCAACACGUAUGCGUACGUAUAGCUAAUUUUCCUCUCCACCCCUCACCCCCCCCCCCCCCCC